Ochotona curzoniae (black-lipped pika) is the source of this 5128-nucleotide messenger RNA. It is a transcript of the gene TGFBRAP1, whose product is annotated as transforming growth factor beta receptor associated protein 1. Lineage: Eukaryota; Metazoa; Chordata; Mammalia; Lagomorpha; Ochotonidae. The transcript has 12 exons. The record is from RefSeq and is a predicted model, not a curated record. The coding region runs from base 74 to 2656 and encodes 860 amino acids. Gene Ontology annotation, biological process: intracellular protein transport; endosomal vesicle fusion; autophagy. Gene Ontology annotation, cellular component: cytoplasm; membrane.
CGGAGCGGGCGGCGGGCCCCAGGCCGCGGGGCGGCGCGGGACGGCUGGCGCCGGCUCCGAUCCACCGGUAGACAUGAUGACCAUCAAGGCCUUCACCCUGGUGUCUGCCGUGCAGCGUGAGCUGCUGAUGGGCGACAAGGAGCGCAUCAACAUCGAGUGUGUCGAGUGCUGCGGCAAGAACCUGUACGUGGGCACCAAUGACUGCUUCAUCUACCACUUCCUGUUGGAGGAGGACAGGUCUCUGCCCGCCGUGCCAGCCACGUUCACUGCCACCAAGCAGCUGCACAGACACCUGGGCUUCAAGAAGCCCGUGAACGAGCUGCGUGCAGCCUCGGCCCUCAACAGGCUGCUGGUGCUGUGUGACAACUCCAUCAGCCUGGUCAACAUGCUGAACCUGGAGCCCGUGCCUUCGGGCGCCCGUAUCAAAGGGGCCGUGACCUUCGCCCUGAACGAGAACCCCGUGAACGGGGACCCGUUCUGCGUGGAAGUGUGCAUCAUCUCCGUCAAGCGCAGAACCAUCCAGGUGUUCUUGGUGUACGAGGACCGGGUUCAGAUCGUCAAGGAAGUGUCCACCUCCGAGCAGCCCCUCGCCGUGGCUGUGGACGGCCACUUCCUGUGCCUGGCUCUGACCACGCAGUACAUCAUCCUGAACUACAACACGGGGGUCUCCCAGGAUCUGUUUCCCUACUGCAGCGAGGAGAAGCGGCCCAUCGUCAAGAGGAUAGGCAGGCAGGAGUUCCUGCUGGCGGGCCCAGGAGGGCUGGGCAUGUUUGCCACCGUUGCUGGCAUAUCCCAGCGAGCCCCUGUGCACUGGUCGGAGAACGUGAUCGGGGCAGCCGUCUGCUUCCCCUACGUCAUAGCGCUGGACGACGAGUUCAUCACGGUUCACAGCAUGUUAGAUCAGCAGCAGAAGCAGACCCUGCCCUUCAAGGAGGGCCAUAUCCUCCAGGACUUUGAAGGAAGGGUGAUUGUCGCCACGAGUAAAGGAGUUUACAUGUUGGUUCCAUUGCCUCUGGAAAAACAAAUACAGGAUCUGCUUGCCAGCCACAGAGUGGAAGAGGCUUUGGUGUUGGCCAAAGGAGCCCGGCGGAACAUCCCGAAAGAAAAGUUUCAGAUCAUGUACAGGAGGAUCCUGCAGCAGGCCGGGUUUAUACAGUUUGCACAACUUCAGUUCCUGGAAGCUAAAGAGCUCUUCAGAAGCGGCCAGCUUGAUGUCCGGGAGCUGAUCUCUCUCUACCCCUUCCUGUUGCCCACCUCUUCUUCAUUCACCCGGUCUCACCCUCCUCUGCACGAGUACGCAGACCUCAACCAGCUGACCCAGGGGGACCAGGAGAAGAUGGCCAAGUGCAAGCGCUUCCUCAUGAGCUACCUGAACGAAGUGCGCAGCACAGAGGUAGCCAACGGCUACAAGGAAGACAUCGACACCGCCCUGCUCAAGCUGUAUGCAGAGGCUGACCACGACAGCCUGCUGGACCUGCUGGUCACCGAGAACUUCUGUCUGCUCACGGACAGCGCUGCCUGGCUGGAGAAGCACAAGAAGUACUUUGCACUUGGAUUACUCUACCAUUAUAAUAACCAAGAUGCGGCUGCAGUCCAGCUGUGGGUGAACAUCGUGAACGGAGACGUGCAAGACUCCACCCGCACAGACUUGUACGAGUACAUUGUUGACUUCCUCACCUACUGCUUGGACCAGCAGCUCGUGUGGACCUAUGCCGACUGGGUCCUGCAGAAAAGCCAAGAGGUUGGAGUUCAGGUUUUCACCAAGAGGCCUUUGGAUGAACCACAGAACUGCUUCAAUCCGGACGACAUCAUCAGCUGCCUUAAAAAGUACCCCAAAGCCCUGGUCAAGUACCUGGAGCACCUCGUGAUCGACAGGAGGCUGCAGAAGGAAGAGUAUCACACUCACUUAGCCGUCCUCUACCUGGACGAGGUGCUGCGGCAGAGGGUGCCCUGCAGUGGCCAGGAGGCUGAAGCUAGCGAGACCCAGGCCAAGCUGCGGCGUCUGCUCCAGAAGUCCGACCUGUACCGAGUCCACUUCCUGCUGGAGAGGAUCCAGGGCGCCGGCCUGCCCAUGGAGAGUGCCAUCUUGCACGGGAAGCUGGGUGAGCAUGAGAAGGCCCUGCACAUCCUGGUACACGAGCUGAAGGACUUUGCAGCGGCCGAGGACUACUGCUUGUGGCGCUCCGAGGGCCGUGACGCGGCCUGCCGCCGCCGCCUCUUCCACACGCUGCUCACCUUGUAUCUGCGUGCCGGACCCUCUGCCAACGAGCUGACCAUGGCUGCCGUGGACCUGCUCAACCGCCAUGCCCUGGAGUUCGAUGCGGCGCAAGUGCUGCAGCAGCUGCCCGGCUCCUGGUCUGUGCAGCUCCUCUGCCCCUUCCUGACCGGGGCCAUGAGAGACAGUGUGCAUACGAGGAGGACCACACAGGUAGCCCUUGGCUUAGCCAGGUCAGAAAACUUGCUCUACAUGUACGAUAAGAUGAAGUUGAAAGGAAGCGCAAUUCGGCUCUCGGACAGGAAGCGUUGCCAGCUGUGCCAGAACCCUUUCGGCGAGCCGGUGUUUGUCAGAUACCCAAACGGCGGCCUCGUGCAUGCGCACUGUGCGGCCAGCAGGCACAUGGACCCUGGUGCCCCCAGCCCGGACACCCGGACUUGAGAUCCCGGCGCCUGAGCCAGUCGCCAAGCCUGCUGGACGCGGAGAACAGACCUUUGUGGCCUCCGUGCUUUGUGCCAGCCAGGACGAAAGGCGAAUGGCUGACCGUGCACCCGGCAGAGGUCGGUCCAUGAGAGGCCCCUGCACUGCCGACCGCUGUCCGAAUGUUCAUGGAAAACUCUGGGAAAGCACAGACAGGCCUAAGGCAGGCUGUCCAGGGACACGGUGACCCCAAGCAAGAUCUCCUUUUGGGGAGGGGGGGAUUGUUAGAAAAGAGAGUCAUCCUCAUGCCAUCCAGACACAAGUGGGGGACUGCGCCCCCAGUUUUAGAUGUCCAUUUGCACUGGAAACGUGUGGCUUCAGCAUGGACUGGAGCCACACUGCCCUUGGGCAUCUGAGCCCCGGGCUGGGCACCUGGCCACCUCGCCCCACGGAGGUUCUGCCCUUGCCCUGCAAAACGGCUGACCCAAGGGAACUAGUUUGGUUCCUUCUUACACCCUGGCUAGCUCCCAGCCCCUUCACUCCUACUCCCAAAGAUUGCACCUUUGUGACCCGACCACUCCAUAGAGGUGAAUCCCCAUGUGCCCAGUUCCCCAGCAGGAGAGCAUCUCAUGAGAGAGACAGUACUUUCCAUCCAGAGGAAGACAGCGGAGACGGGGAGCCCCACGCUGCUCCAUGAGCAGGCCCAGGGCCGCAGCCCUCCACUGUGGCCCUGCCCGGCUGGCAGGAAGGUCUGCGGUUGGCCCAUGGGCCUGGGCACUUUUAUUUGCUUCUGUGUCGUCACUGUAGUUUUCCUGUUGGUUAGAAAUCCACCCAUCCCCAGUCCUUGGGCUUGCGUUUUCUUGUUAACACAUACCUCCUCCUGAGCCAGUGCAGGGACUGGGCCGAGCCUUCUCAGGAGAUGCCGGUUUUAACUUCCCGCUUCUUGGAGGAAGCUGUCUGGGCACCGGAUGGAGGGCCGGACCUGCCCCUCCUGCCAGGGGCCGCUGCACGAUGCACCAGCACUCCCUGAGGCUACUUCCCCUCCCCCUCCCCUACCCCCACUGUGGGCACCCUGCCCUGAGGUUUCCUGGUUGCACUAAGCGCCUCUCAGCCAUCCCAAUGCACAGCAUCCUUUUGUGUAUCUGUGUGUGUGUGUGUCACUGGUGGGAUGAAGCGCUCGCUGCCACCCUGCCCCUCUUGUGGGUCUCCCGCUCACUGAUUCCGUUAGACGCUAGCCCCUUGACGGCGGUGCUUGGGCAACACACGUGAGUGGGUGGGUGUGUGUGAUGAGGAUGGACCCAGGUACACCCUCUCAGCAUUAGCCCAAGCCUAGAGAGCUCAUCCUUCAUCCUUUAAAAAAUGUCCCCUGUACCGAUCAUGGUCAGGGUAGUUUUCCUUUAGGGUUCCGAGUGGGUCAAGAUGCAGACACACAUCCAUGCAUUAAUUGGGAAGAGCUGGCACCUAUCCCCCUCUCCUCCCUCCCCCCCCGUUUUGGUUAUCUAAUGAAGAAGCGAUGACAAAAUUCCCCCUUGCAGCUCAACUGUGUGCUGUGUCAGUUGGUGCAAGCUCAAAGCUGGGUCAUAUGAGUUCUACCCCGUGGAUAAGGGAGUGGCCGUCUGACUGAAUAGAUUGUCUUUACAGCUUGUGAGUUGGAGUUCAUAUCCUUCAAUGAACAAGUUACCAGAAUAUGCACUUUGGAAAGCGCCGCUUUGCUGUGCACCAAAUGGGUAAAAUCUUGGGGGAAAAGAAAAAGCUUGUGGGUUGCUUCUCCUCCCAUCGAGGACACUGGACUUCUCUGGGAGCAUCGAUCCACGUUUUGGAAUGUCUGUUGCCUUUUUGGAUAAUGGGAAUCAGGAGGGAACGGUCUUCCAUCUCCUCUAAAUCCGUUAACCGAACAGGCAGGGUUCUAAGCAAACGUGUGCAUAAUAGUAUACUACAAACCGUACCUUUCUCGAAACCUUCCCUCAACUCCUAGAAAACCCUUUUCUCAAAUAUAUUUAAGGGAAAACACAGGGUUCUUUCUAUUGGCCUGCUCUUUUGUGACUGUGCUGUUGAAUAGAACAAGUAGGACUGUCACUCUGACUCCCCCACCCGCAGUGGGUUUGCUGCAAUUGUUCUAGUGCAGAAACAGCGUGAGCGCUGUUCAGUUGACGUCAGUAUCCCGUGGGCCACACUCCCAGUUUGACGAAGUGUUUAUCUGCUGUUGCCUGGCACGCGUUCAUGCGGCAGUGCCACCUAGGCUGUGGCACCUUGGGCUUGGAGUUGCAAAGCUGUCAUGUACGUGGUGAACUGGGUGUCCCGGAGUGGCAGGAAGGGGCUGAGCACCGCCCCUCCAACCUGAAUGCCCGGUGCACAGUGAGGGUGGCCUUGCUCUCUCUGCUGACCCUGCCAUGGAAACCUUUGUCCCCACAACUUAUUCCUUCUUCCCUGAUUGGGUCCCAAAUACACGAGAUGUACAAAUGUAAACAAAUUUUAUUAAAAUCAUUUUAAUUC